AUGAUUUCAGGGCCAAAGCAGACUAACCAUUCUCUCGAGGCACUGGCAUUUGCAGUGUACUUUGCUGCUGCUACUAGCUUGUCCGAAAAUGAGAUGUCGACGAUCUCAUCAGUCGAGUCUCGGCAGGGGUUCCUUCAGAAGUGCAAGCUUGGGCUGAACCAGGCUAUUACCAAGGCUGAUUUUCUCAACGAGCCAAACAUGACGACGCUGCAGGCAUUGGCUAUUUUUGCAAAGACGUGUCUCAGGGUUCAUGACAACAGCCGCGCCGUCUGGGUGCUCAUUGGAACUGCGAUCCGGCUAGCGCAGUCCAUUGGGAUUCACCGGGACGGGGCCUCGCUCAAGCUGGACCCUUUCGAGAGCGAGCUCCGUCUCAGGCUGUGGUGGCACCUCUGUGUGCUUGACUCGCGGGCGCCCGAAGACCACGGCUUCACCAACACCAUCGAAAACCUCGAUCAAGGGCUCCGGCUACCCCUCAACGUUGACGACGCUCAGCUCUACCCAGCCAUGAAAUCUUUGCCGCCUGAUUCUGAAAAAUGGACAGAAAUGACCUUUUCCCUCGUCCAGCUCGAGGCUGCUAGGCUGGUACACCGAAUCUUGAUCGCAAAACCGAGGAAUGACCUUGAGACUCCGGAGAAUAUCGAGGCAAAACGUGCAGUCCUCGGACAGCACAACAAGUGGAUCGAGUCGAGGUUUCUGGCUUUGCCCCCAGCGUCAAAUCUUCACAAUGCUGCGUGUGCCCACUACUACACAGCGUGCGCCAAGAUCGAGUUUAUGCUUCAGGUGCGCCAGGAGCUGCACCUCAGCCGGCACAGGGAGGCGCCGGGCGCCGUCUUCAGGGGCCUUGGAGAGCAACCAUUCACUGCCGCGUGCCGCACGUUAGAGAGGAGCUGGUCCCUGGCGAGCGGGCAGAUCUCAAUGGAGCACACGUGGAUCUUCAAGACCUACACCCAGUGGUACGCCCUAGCUUACGUCCUGAGGUACUUCUGUGCUUUCCCCAACGUCCCCGAGACAGAGGAGGCGUGGGUGCUGGUCAAUCGGGCCUUCAGCUCCAUACCGUACGCCCAGCGUGGCCAACUGGCUCGGGAGAGUAACACCGGGAGGAAUAGUAUUUGGAAGUGCCUGGAGUCGCUGCGCUGCCAGGCCUUGAACGCGAGGACAGCAGCUCGAGGCUCCCCUGUCCCUGAGCCCUCCACCCCUAAUAAUUGCCAGAGCAGCUCAAUAGAGGAUGGGGCACUGGCAACUGAAAUCAGCGCCCCUUCGGUUGGCCUGCAGGAUCCAUUGUCCAGUGCAGAAGCUGCCUCGUUGUUUGCGGGCCAAGCGGAGCCUCCUCGUCUGUCUGAUACGACGCAGUUGGCAGAUCAAUGGUAUAGCGGGCUGCCGUCCUUUGGCGACUUUGCGAUGCCAGAGAUGCUUUAUUUGCCCGAAUGGAAUGACAUUGUCAACGGGAGCUAG
Molecule: messenger RNA, 1452 nt
Organism: Fusarium vanettenii 77-13-4
Lineage: Eukaryota; Fungi; Ascomycota; Sordariomycetes; Hypocreales; Nectriaceae
Exons: 2
Coding region: 1-1452 (483 amino acids)
Biological process (GO): DNA-templated transcription
Molecular function (GO): zinc ion binding; DNA binding
Source: RefSeq, a predicted model, not a curated record